CCCUUUACCUCCGGGAUAAAAAAUCUUGGAGAGACGAAGAUGGCGACUUCGUUGUCUAAAAUCCUAACUAGAUCGAAGGCUCAUAGCUACAGAUGCUGUACCACAACCAGUGUCUCUUCCCAGCCUUCCCUUCCGAUACAAUUCUGGUCACGACAUUUCUCCGCCGUCGCCGACCCUUCCUUCUCUAGCUCCGCCGCGCUUGGCAGCCAAACAAGCUCUCCUGCUCCACUGAAAGAGAACAAACGAGGGUCGUCGACGAAGUGGUCAAAAUUUCUGUUGUUCUUGCCUGGAGCGAUUACCUUCGGCCUCGGGUCAUGGCAGAUCGUCAGAAGGGAGGAAAAGAUCAAAACACUGGAGUACCAACAACAACGGUUGAACUUGGAACCAAUGAAGCUCAAUACACAACUUCCUCCUGAUAAGAAUCUGGAUACCUUAGAAUUUAGACGGGUUACUUGCAAGGGUGUGUUUGACGAGCAAAAGUCUAUCUAUUUGGGUCCACGGUCUAGGUCCAUAUCUGGAGUUACUGAAAAUGGAUUCUAUGUCAUCACGCCUCUAAUGCCAAUCCCCAAUGACCUGGAUAGCAUGCAGUCCCCUAUUCUGGUGAAUCGCGGAUGGGUUCCUCGUAGUUGGAGAGAAAAGUCACCAGAGACUACAGAUGCUAACUUUGUUACAAGCGACUCAACAGAAGCUAAGCCACUCUCCCAUGAACAAAAUUCCUGGUGGAAAUUUUGGUCUAAGAAGCCAGUGAUUAUCAAGGAGCAUGGAUCCGCGAUUAAGCCUGUAGAAGUCGUUGGUGUGAUCAGGGGAGGGGAGAACCCAAGCAUAUUUGUUCCAGCCAAUGAUCCAAGUACCGGGCAGUGGUUUUAUGUAGACGUUCCUGCAAUGGCUCGAGCCAUAGGUCUUCCUGAAAACACAAUCUACGUAGAGGACGUUCAUGAAGACAUAGAUCGGAGUAGACCAUAUCCUGUCCCGAAGGACAUAAACACUUUGAUCCGUAGUAAAGUCAUGCCACAGGACCAUCUCAACUACUCAAUAACAUGGUACUCUCUCUCCGCGGCUGUCACUUUCAUGGCUUACAAGAGGCUCAAGCCAAAGUCUGCCCGCAGAUGAGCUCUCUCUGAUCAAAUCAAAUCUCAUUCUUUUUGUAACUUGUCUGCUGAAGUAAUAAUUUGCAGAGGUCCAGUUGAUUAUGUUUUUAUAGGUUAAACUUCCAUAGAAGGGACACAAUGAAAUAUUUUUAAAUUGUCAUAGAAAUUUGUAGUUUUCGUUUUCUAUGGUGGAAGAAAAUUCGAACUCGAAGCCAUUUGUGGGUAAAGACGGUUGGAAGGAAUGCUUCUAAUCACCAUUGUUCUUUUUUGGUAGACCAUCAGCGAAAGUUAAUGUUGAUUAUACGUACUACUAAAAUAGAAUUGUUUGCUUAAAGGUAAAUUGCGGUUUAAGAGAGUUUAUUUGAUUUUAUACCCGAAAGACCAUGAACUUUCAACAUUUCUAUU
Molecule: messenger RNA, 1493 nt
Organism: Eutrema salsugineum
Lineage: Eukaryota; Viridiplantae; Streptophyta; Magnoliopsida; Brassicales; Brassicaceae
Product: surfeit locus protein 1
Exons: 6
Coding region: 40-1110 (356 amino acids)
Cellular component (GO): membrane
Source: RefSeq, a predicted model, not a curated record